Limulus polyphemus (Atlantic horseshoe crab) is the source of this 1887-nucleotide messenger RNA. It is a transcript of the gene pix, whose product is annotated as ATP-binding cassette sub-family E member 1-like. NCBI's taxonomy places the organism in Eukaryota, Metazoa, Arthropoda, Merostomata, Xiphosura, Limulidae. The annotation marks the transcript as partial. The record is from RefSeq and is a predicted model, not a curated record. Gene Ontology annotation, molecular function: ATP binding; ATP hydrolysis activity; iron ion binding. Gene Ontology annotation, biological process: translational termination; ribosomal subunit export from nucleus; translational initiation. The transcript is spliced from 15 exons.
CUUAAUCCUCUUUUCCCUUGUGGUAUCUAUGUAAAAAAAUGCCCCUUUGAAGCUAUAUCUAUUAUAAAUCUGCCCAGCAACCUAGAAAAGGACACCACACAUCGGUACAAUCAGAACUCAUUUAAGCUUCACAGGCUUCCUACACCUCGACCAGGUGAAGUCCUGGGUUUGGUUGGGACCAACGGCAUUGGAAAAUCUACUGCUCUGAAAAUUUUGGCCGGAAAGCUAAAACCUAACUUGGGUCGAUUUAAUGCUCCUCCUGAUUGGACAGAAAUUUUGACAUACUUCCGAGGCUCAGAACUACAGAAUUACUUUACAAAGAUUCUGGAAGAUGAUCUCAAAGCUAUCAUCAAACCUCAGUAUGUGGACCAAAUCCCUAAAGCUGUAAAGGGCUCUGUGCAACAACUACUUGACAAAAAGGAUGAACUGAGAAAUCAAGAUACUGUCUGUGAAAUGUUAGACCUGAAAAAUGUGCGAGAUAGGAACGUUGAAAACUUGUCUGGAGGAGAGUUGCAGCGAUUUGCUUGUGCCAUGGUGUGUAUCCAGAAGGCAGACAUUUUCAUGUUUGAUGAACCCUCCAGUUAUUUGGAUGUCAAGCAAAGGCUGAAAGCUGCCCAGGCAAUUCGUCAUCUAAUUCACCCUGACAAGUACAUCAUUGUUGUGGAGCAUGACUUGUCUGUGUUAGAUUACUUGUCUGAUUUCAUCUGCUGUCUCUAUGGAGUUCCUGGAGCUUAUGGUGUAGUUACAUUACCUUUCUCUGUUCGUGAAGGGAUCAACAUAUUUCUGGAUGGAUUUGUUCCAACAGAAAAUCUGAGAUUUCGAGAAACCUCCUUGAUUUUCAAAGUAGCAGAAACAGCUACAGAAGAAGAAAUUAAGAGAAUGUGUCGUUAUGAAUACCCAACAAUGAAGAAAAAGAUGGGUAAUUUUUCUUUAUCAGUUGAACCUGGUACUUUUACCGAUUCUGAAAUUGUUGUGAUGCUCGGAGAAAACGGCACGGGGAAGACCACUUUUAUCCAGUUGCUAGCUGGUAGAUUGAAGCCUGAAGGAGGAUGUGAGAUUCCUUCCAUGCUCAUCAGCUACAAGCCACAAAAAAUUUCACCCAAAUCUCAAGGAACGGUGAGACAGUUACUUCAUGAAAAAAUUAGGGAUGCGUACGUUCACCCCCAGUUUGUGGCUGACGUCAUGAAACCUCUCCAGAUUGAUAAUAUUAUUGACCAAGAGGUACAAAACUUGUCUGGAGGAGAACUUCAAAGAGUGGCAUUAGUACUCUGCCUUGGUAAGCCAGCCGAUGUUUAUUUAAUUGAUGAACCAUCAGCUUACCUUGAUUCUGAGCAGCGUUUGGUCGCUGCCAAGGUCAUUAAACGAUUCAUUCUUCAUUCAAAGAAGACUGGAUUUGUUGUGGAGCACGAUUUCAUCAUGGCCACCUAUCUAUCUGACCGAGUAAUUGUUUUUGAAGGACAGCCUUCUGUUAAAGCCGUAGCUAGUAGCCCUCAAACAUUGCUGGCAGGGAUGAACAGGUUUUUGGAACUCCUUAAUAUCACUUUUCGUCGAGAUCCAAACAACUUCAGACCUCGUAUCAACAAAUUGAAUUCAGUGAAGGAUACGGAGCAGAAAAAAUCUGGAAAUUUCUUCUUCCUCGAUGACUGAGAGUGGCCUUUCUCAGCCUCGUUGACCUAAAGCCAGAGUCAGGGCCCUCGAGCCUGGAGAACAUGCUUAUGACAUCUUGACUGGAGUUCUCAGGUCGUGCAAGUUGAAGAACCUUCAUAAAGUUUUCUACUCAUGUUCUGUGCCUGAAAAUAACCAGAUUGAACUUCUAUCCUCCUCCCCUGGGAAGCUUUAAUAUUACAUGUUAUAUGGAAAUAAAACCGUAAAAAAUGUGUAUCUGUU